This is a messenger RNA of Bipolaris victoriae FI3, 1425 nucleotides long. RefSeq lists its product as hypothetical. The record is from RefSeq and is a predicted model, not a curated record. The transcript is spliced from 3 exons. NCBI's taxonomy places the organism in Eukaryota, Fungi, Ascomycota, Dothideomycetes, Pleosporales, Pleosporaceae. Bases 1 to 1425 code for a protein of 474 amino acids.
AUGACGUCAAACGCAAAGUACGGUGUUCCCGACACUAAGACGAAGGAUGGCCUUUGGUUUGGAAAGGAGCUCCGAGACGAGGCGUUUCUCUUCGACAGAGGAUUCCUGAACUUGAAUCAUGGCUCCUUUGGCACAUACCCGCGUACUGUACAGGACAGGUUCCGCGCCUUCCAAGAUGCUUCUGAGGCCCGACCCGACCAAUUCAUCGUCUACGACUAUCCUCGGUAUCUAGAUGAAGCACGAGAAGCCAUGGGCAAGCUUCUCAACACACCCUCUUCCACUCUAGUCUUUGUUCCCAACGCUACGACAGGUGUAAACACCGUUUUGCGUAAUUUGACUUUUACCCCAGGCGACCACAUUCUCAUGUUCAGUACCAUUUACGGGGCUUGUGAGAAGACAGUGGCUUACAUCACUGAGAAUACGCCCGCCCAGUCUGUCAAGGUGGAGUACACCUUUCCCGUCGAGGACGACUGGCUCGUUGCGGAAUACGAAAAGAAAGUUAAAGAGGUUGAAGCUAAGGGUGGAAAAGUCAAGAUAGCAAUCUUCGAUACUGUAGUCAGCAUGCCUGGUGUGCGUCUACCAUUCGAACGCUUAACAGCCAAGAGUAAAGAGCUGGGUGUAUUGAGUUGCAUCGAUGGAGCGCACGGUGUCGGACAUGUUGAGAUUGAUCUGGGUGCCCUGGAUCCUGAUUUUUUCGUGAGCAACUGCCACAAAUGGCUUCAUGUCCCCCGUGGCUGCGCAAUCUUCCACGUCGCACACAGGAACCAAGCCAUGAUCCGCAGCACUCUGCCCACUUCUCACGGCUUCUUGCCUAAGGGCGCACAAUUCGUCUCGCCGUUCCCCAAACCCUCGUUUACCAAGCCAGGCGCAGAGCAAAACACAUCUGAGCAAUCCGCAUCUGUGAAACUUGAAAAGCCGGCCUUCAUUGCAAACUUCGAGUACGUAGGGACCAUUGAUUCGAGUCCAUACCUGUGCAUCCCCAAGGCGUUGGAAUGGCGAGAAACCAUCGGCGGCGAGGCUAUGAUCCGCAAAUACUGUCAUACACUUGCGCAGGCGGCUGGAAAGCACGUAGCGUCUGUUCUUGGAACGGAAGUGCUCGAGAACAGCACGGGUACCAUGGGCCAGUGCUGCUUGUCCAACGUCCGGCUACCUAUCUCGCUGGACAAAGUAUUCCAUACCGCGGCGAAUAGUGGUAUCGACAAGGAUGACGUGGGUAUCAAGGUGAGGGAUUGGAUGAAGAAGCUGAGUAGCGAAGAGUACGACACAUUCAUCAUGGUGUACUGGUAUGCGGGAUCUUGGUGGUCACGACUGAGCGCGCAGGUGUACCUCGAGAUGCAGGACUUUGAGUGGGCAGCCAAGACGCUCAAGGAGAUGUGUGAGAGGGUUGAGAAGGGGGAGUGGGUAGAAAUCAAGGGCAAUUUGUAG